Messenger RNA from Nerophis lumbriciformis (worm pipefish), 450 nucleotides. The record is from RefSeq and is a predicted model, not a curated record. Lineage: Eukaryota; Metazoa; Chordata; Actinopteri; Syngnathiformes; Syngnathidae.
AUGCCUGUCACAAGUUUUCACAGUAGUUUCAUGAUGCCUAAUAUAGGGUUCCAGAACCUUCCCCUUAAUAUCUACAUUGUUGUGUUUGGAACUGCCGUCUUUGUCUUCAUCCUCAGCCUCCUCUUCUGCUGUUAUUUAAUAAGGUUACGGCACCAGGCGCACAAAGAGCUAUAUGCAUACAAACAAGUCAUUCAGAAAGAAAAGGUGAAAGAGUUAAAUUUGCAUGAGAUAUGCGCCGUGUGUUUGGAGGAGUUCAAACAGAAAGACGAGCUGGGGAUUUGUCCAUGCAAACACGCAUUUCAUAGGAAAUGCCUCAUCAAGUGGCUGGAGGUGAGGAAAGUGUGCCCGCUGUGCAACAUGCCCGUCUUACAGCUUGCCCAGCAGGCAGGCACGACGGAACCUCCAGUGUCAAGCCAGCAGCCUCUGCCCGGUAUCGAGAACCUGGUCUAA